This is a messenger RNA of Macrosteles quadrilineatus (aster leafhopper), 700 nucleotides long. RefSeq names its product ATP synthase lipid-binding protein, mitochondrial-like. The transcript has a single exon. NCBI's taxonomy places the organism in Eukaryota, Metazoa, Arthropoda, Insecta, Hemiptera, Cicadellidae. Gene Ontology annotation, molecular function: proton transmembrane transporter activity. Gene Ontology annotation, biological process: proton transmembrane transport; proton motive force-driven ATP synthesis. The record is from RefSeq and is a predicted model, not a curated record. The coding region runs from base 113 to 613 and encodes 166 amino acids.
UACAACACAACAACACUGUAUUUGAGUUUGAUUUUUACAUUCUACCUUUGACUGAUUCUACUAAGUAGAAAAGUUGACAUUAAAGAUUUGUAUUAUUGUGAAACCUAAACUAAUGUUUAUAAACAUGUUUUCUCUCUCGAAAUUAGUCGUUCCCGCUGCGAGGUAUGCUGUAGUACGUCCCAGCAUUGCAAAUGUAAUGCCUCCAAGCAUUACCAAUUUGAGGCCUCAAAGCAUUGCCAAUGCAAGGCAUCUAAGCAUUGUUAAUGUUAAGCCUAUUAGCAUUGCCAUUACUGAAGUAGAUCGGAUGAUGAGUCGACCCUCGCCAACACUACCCGUCAGUCUAUUGCCCUCGAAGAGACAGUUCCAAACCUCAUCCACCAUCAGAGACAUCGACUCGGCAGCCAAGUUCAUCGGUGCUGGAACUGCGACCAUCGGAGUAGCUGGUUCAGGAAUGGGAAUUGGAGUUGUCUUCGGUGCACUUAUCAUCGGCUACUCUCGCAACCCUACCCUCAAGGCCCAAUUGUUUUCCUAUGCAAUCCUUGGGUUUGCUCUCUCAGAAGCCAUGGGACUGUUCUGCUUGAUGAUAGCAUUCCUACUUUUGUUUGCCUUUUAAAGACAGAAUUGUAACACCUUUUAACUGUAUCUCUAUGAAAUAAGAGUAGCAUUGUCAAAAAUAAAGUUCUAACAUUUUAUUAUUUUA